CGCGCCGCGAAUUCGUGACACGAGCACGAGCGUGACGAACGCGGAGUGAGUGCGUACUGAAAAUAAACAGAGAGUAGUGGUGUGGUGACAAGAGCGCGGGUCGAACGAUGGCUUCGCCGAACAAGAAAGCCAAGGAAUUAGAGGAUCCAGGUUCGGGCGAGGGUGUUGAAUCACGCGAUUACGACAUUGAAAUACAAAAGACACUCGAAGAGAUUGACGGGUGUCAGAAUCAAAUCGAUGGCCUCAAUGAGAAGGCCAGCGAUGAAAUCCUCGAAGUCGAGAAGAAGUAUAAUAAGUUGCGUAAGCCCUAUUUCCAGAAACGGAAUGACAUUAUUAAGAGGAUACCCAAUUUUUGGGUCACUGCUUUUGUAAACAAUAAGGAAAUAGCAGAAAUAUUGGAAGAAGACGAAGAAGAUGCACUUCGAUUUUUAAAUAAAUUAGAAGUUGAAGAAUUUGAAGAUAUUAAAUCAGGUUAUAGAAUUAAUUUUCAUUUUGAUGAAAACCCAUAUUUUGAAAAUGACGUCCUUACAAAGGAGUUUCAUCUAGGUUCUUCUGGAGAUCCAGCAUCUCAAAGUACACCUAUACGUUGGAAAGAAGGUGCAGAUUUAACAAAAAGAGCAAAAACCAAAGCCCCAUUAAAAGGUCGUAAAAGGCCAUUAAAACACAGGUCAUUUUUUGAUUGGUUUACGGAUCAUGGAGAUCCAAGUUCAGAUGAAAUAGCAGAGUUAAUUAAAGAUGACAUGUGGCCUAAUCCAUUACAGUAUUAUUUGGCACCAGAUAUGGAUGUUGAAAAUGGCAUUGAGGGUGAUGGCGAAGAUUGCGAUACGGAAGAAGAGGAAGAAGAAGAAGAUGGUGGUGCGGAUGAAGGUGAUGAAGUAGGUGAAGGUGAGGAAGGAGAUGAUAGCAUAGUUGUUGUCGAAGAUGAUGUAGAUGAAGAUGAUGAGGAAGAAGAGGCUGUGAAUGAUGAAGAUGAUGGAGUAAACGAAGAGGAUGAUUUAUUGGUAGAUGACGAAGUGGAUCGUGAAGAUGGCGAGGGAGAGGAACCGGAAUAGAAUAUAAAGUUGGUUUUCCACAAUAUUGGUUACAGUCAUAGACACUAAAAAAAGGAUCGCUGAAAAUACACAUCAGAUUGAUUGAAAAUAAAUAAAGUUUGCAGGACUGAAAAUAUUGAGCCAUAUGAAUAAACCUCGGGACAAUUUUGGGAAAAUAAAGUAGAAAACAGAAUUCAGUAGACCUAAUCUUUAUCGGCGUGAAGAAAAUUGUAUGUACAAAAGUACAAUAUUUGUUUGAUUGUGCCGAAACAAAGAAAAAAUGGUCUGAGAUAAAUUAGAUAGGUUUCACACUGCACUUUGUUCUAAAACUGUACCGCAAUACAGUACGAAUUCCUUAGUUAUAUUCAUAUGGCCUAGUCAUUCUCUAUAGAGUAGGUAUACGAUGAAGAACACCUGCUCAUCUUCAUCGUGAUACAAUUACAUUAAGGAAAGAAUAAAUUAUAAGAUAUAAACGAGA
Bombus pyrosoma is the source of this 1509-nucleotide messenger RNA. RefSeq names its product protein SET (gene Set). The transcript has 5 exons. The record is from RefSeq and is a predicted model, not a curated record. Gene Ontology annotation, cellular component: chromatin; nucleus. Lineage: Eukaryota; Metazoa; Arthropoda; Insecta; Hymenoptera; Apidae. Gene Ontology annotation, biological process: nucleosome assembly. The coding region runs from base 108 to 1052 and encodes 314 amino acids. Gene Ontology annotation, molecular function: histone binding; chromatin binding.